AUGACGAUUAAACAACAUCCUAUGCGAGGCAUUUUGCUUAGUGUUUUUUUGUUUAAAACAGGUAUCAAGGCCGCUGUGACAACGAUUUUGGUACAUACAGCUGGAAAAGCUCCCAUUGAUUCUAUUCAUUGGGCAUACGUUUGCAUUUUGUCGAAUGCUGAAAUGAUAACACUGAGCGGCAGUAAAAGAGCCGGGCACUGUACAUCGUUUACUGAACUGUAUGAAAGGCUGUAUCCAUUGGUAAAACGAUGCCCAGAUUUAUUAAUUGGCAAUGAGCAGCGCAAUAACAUUGAUCGCUACUCUCAUACUUUGAGGAUAAACUGCCAAAUGUUGGCUACGUUAUGUGAAUUUUCGAAGUUGGAAAGAAGCGCGCUAGAAAAUACGUAUGACUCUGUGUGGAAUGUGUUGGUGCGAAGUCGGCAUAAGGCUGUUCUCGACAGUUGCGCUAUUUGCUUUGGUAAAAUGACAGCUUAUUGUGUGACGAAUGAUUUCUCGGAUCUUGUAUAUCUUUAUCUCGAAAAG
This is a messenger RNA of Gongylonema pulchrum, 522 nucleotides long. NCBI's taxonomy places the organism in Eukaryota, Metazoa, Nematoda, Chromadorea, Rhabditida, Gongylonematidae. The record is from the annotation of a GenBank genome assembly.